This is a messenger RNA of Contarinia nasturtii (swede midge), 2732 nucleotides long. RefSeq lists its product as uncharacterized. The transcript has 3 exons. The coding region runs from base 971 to 1282 and encodes 103 amino acids. NCBI's taxonomy places the organism in Eukaryota, Metazoa, Arthropoda, Insecta, Diptera, Cecidomyiidae. The record is from RefSeq and is a predicted model, not a curated record.
UAUAAACAUGCCUAGUAACAGCAAAAAUAGAGUCGAAAAGACGAAAAAAAAAUUUCGACUUGAGUGAGUAGCUACUCACUCAGUUUUCUAGUUGAGUGUUGUUUGCAACUAACAUUAGCGACUCAGUGAUCUCUAGCGCUCACUAUACAUUGAGUUAUAUGCUGCUCCCCGAGAGUGCUCGGUGCGAUGCGGUAGCACUGCCACUCACAACAAAUCAAAAUCAAUCUGUCGUCCAAUUGCCGAAUAUGUGCCACGAAAACGAUUGCCAGGUGUCAAAUAUACAUGGGUUCGAUGUGCGCCAAAUUUGACCGUGUAUCAAGUCAUUCCGGAGGCAUGUUUUGGUCGUAUCUACAUCCAAAUCGACAAGCGUGGCCUCUUCGAAAUCCUUAAGCGGCUGAAAAACACAAAGUACAGGAAAUUUUUAAGGACAAUGGCAGCAAUAAACGAUGGCAACAAAGAACUGUGGGAUCGCAUGUGGCGUAAAUAUUUCGGCAUCAGUAAAAUCGAACGCCAUCUGGCCGGCUUAACAUUCGCCAAUCAAAUACAAACCGAUGGCAAUGCAUUCGUUUUUCUGAUGAGCAAAGAGAAGACGAAGAAGAAAAACGAUGCAACUGAUGCUGAAACCAAAGAACGGCUACGAAAUAUACUACGCCACUGUCAUCGCGAAGUAAGAUUUGAUGUUAUCGAUCGUGAAACAAUUUAGGAAAAAGAAAAAAUAUCGCCCACGGAAUUCGGACGACUAUGGCCGCCAGCCAAAAGUCGAACUGAAACGCUUCAAUAUGAUCGAUGGAAUAUUCCAAGCAUAUGCUUAUGCCGGCUGCUGAAAAUGCUGCGAUAUUAUCAGUGAAGAGGCCACGAACACAUUUGCGACGUCGGCGCCUAGAUGUCAUCGCAUGGAAAUACAUACAAAAUGAUGAUGAUGUUGGUGAAACGACAAAAGUCCGUUCGGUUACAUUGAAUCGAGACACUAAUGCCGGUCGAAAUAUUCGACUUCGCGCUAUUGGGAAUAAAAUUGCCAGAUGCAUUCACAGUCGAUGCCAAGACACAAAAGCAACAUGAGGAGCGACGCUUCAAAGAAUUUGAUGAAAAUAAGCGUAAAAAGCAACAAAAGUGUCAAACAACAAAUUUCGAUGAAGCUGAAUACGAUUCGGAUCAGCCAUGGUGGUCGUCAAGCAGCGAAGAAGAUGCAAUCGAUUUGAGCAACAGUAAAUUGUCAGACAACAGUGAUGAUAGUAAUGAUAGCGGUAGUAGUAGCGGUAGCUACGACGAUGGAGGAAACUGAUAAUAGCAUCGUUCACACACUACACAUCGCUCAUUAAAAUCAACAAUCAAUCAAACAAAUAAAUGAAAAAUUAAUUUAGUUUAAUUUAAGGAACAAUGUUAAUAGUUCUUAUCAUGAAGUCUGGCUACAUAGCGUGGAUCCCCUAACCGAUAUGAAAUAAAGAGUGAGUGGACCCCCUAAUACAAUUCUACUAAGAAACAAAUUACAAAUUUGGAUUAAGACAAACAUGGUUUUCCUCUCUCAAUAACCCAUAAUUAAAACCUAUUUUGUAUUUUAUAUCAAUUUCCUUUGUAAGUUAUCCAAUUUUUUAUAAAAUCUUAAUGAUUUAUUUCUAAUUAAUUUUAAUUACCUGAAUAAUUUUAUCCUGUAAACAUGCCACUGAAACUUCACUGCUAGAUGAAUGCUUAUCCCAAUCAGGUGUUGUGAUACAUGGUGAUCCUUCACCAUUCUUUUUAAAUCGGAAAUUUAAAUAUAAGUUAGCUUUAUGUUUUGGAACUAAUUUUUUUUGGUGUUAAAUUGAGAAAUUCAAAGUCUUUAAAAAUAACUGACACGACAUCGUCAAUUUUCGAUUGUUGAUUAUAGAAAAUAAGUGAUUUCAUAAAUUAAAAAUUAUAUAAUAGAAUAUUUUACAUUUGGUAGAGCUAUUGAUGCCGGUGCCGAGCUAUGUAGUCGGUGUUGAGAAUCAUCAAUAAUUUGUUGCUUCUCCGUAUCAGACAAAGGUGAAUUUACAACGUCUCGUAAACGAUUUCGUAAUGAUUCAUUCUCUUCACUUAGUUGUUGACUUUCUUUGAUCGCUUUAUCGUAGUUGACCUUCAACAAUAAAACCAAAAUAGAUUGGUGAACAUUUUAGUCAAUGAACUCUAACAAUGGUAUUUCAAAAAACGACCCAAUUGGUGCACAUCACAGAAAAUGACACCAAAAAACUAUAUUUAAUAUUAUUCAUUUUGAAAUGAAACAAAUUCAUUAAACCCAGAUAGCUUUCAAAAAUAUAUAGAAUAUGCUUUUAUUAAUGGUUUCUGAGAAAAAGAACCAGAAAAAAUCAUGAAGAUUUCGUCUUUGAGGCACUCGGUGUAUCUUAUAUUAAAAAUAUCUGUGCAUUUUGUGUCAAAUGAAGAUAAACUUCCAUCACAGCGGACAGCAGUUCGGGCGAGUGACGAAAAUUCCUUGAUGUAGAAAAAAGUCGACUCGCUAUAUAUACACGAAGCAUCCAAAAUCCAAACCCAGAGCCUCUGAUGUAUGCCCCUGGGUCAUGAAACAUGCGAUACACAAUCUUUUCACUCUUUUCCAAAAACAGAAACGAAAAACUUCACAGAAUUGAGUUCCCCAUACAAAAUAUAUGACGGGCACUGAGUGACCCAGAGAACAAAUCGCUAUAUGUUUUGUGUGGGCCUUUUUUCAGAAUCCAUGGCAUUAUCAAAUGCAUAUUUAAUAUUUUUGUGUAGGAACGGAA